This is a messenger RNA of Harmonia axyridis, 2280 nucleotides long. RefSeq lists its product as uncharacterized. Lineage: Eukaryota; Metazoa; Arthropoda; Insecta; Coleoptera; Coccinellidae. The record is from RefSeq and is a predicted model, not a curated record. The transcript has 6 exons. Bases 670 to 1515 code for a protein of 281 amino acids.
AUUCCCGAGGAAAUCCGGCAAUGGAGGACCAGCAGCGAGAACCCCCACGCAACGCGCCAGACAAUAACCCUCAACCCUUGCUCAACUGGGGCAAGGUUCGUGCACUCGUUGCGGGUUAUCGGAGGGUGGUAGGAUAGAUAAACACGAGAAUAGCUCAUUCAACUCUUUCGCCAUACGGAAAACAGCGUGUGCCGAGGCGGAAAAUGUACGAGAAAAGCUAAUCGACGAGGUCCUUUUCCAACGUACUUUUAUCGCAAUCAACGGAAUUUUUAGAGAUGCACGUAUUGCUGGAAUUCGAACGAAGGAACGAUAUGAAAAUGCAGAUUUUUAGGAUGUAUUACAGAGGAACUUCGACCCUCUCCUAAGAAGCCACUUUCAACACUAGCCAACUACUUCAUCACGAAUUUAAAGACACCUACAUAUAAAUAAUGGUUCAAUCAUCGACAAACAAACAAGGAAUCAAAAAAGCAUUAUAUACGAACAAACUACGCAUACAGCACACCGCACAAUAAGCUUGUCGAAUAAUUUUUUUUAGUGGUGUAAAUCGAGCGAAAUUUGUUAAAAGUCAAAAUCAGGACGUCGAAAUUUCUGGAAAAAAUUGGUAAAAAAAGCUUCAAGCUGAAGCGUGGCCACGAUUACGACCUCCUAAUCGUCGAUUGCGACCCCUUCAUGGAGGGAUCCGAGCAAGACGAGGAUGGGAGGUGGAACUGCAGUGUUCAUCCCAGUGUUUUCUUUCUAUUGGGCACCCUUUUACUUACUACAUGCGCCACUGCAAUGCUUUGCGGGGCUAUAAUGACUGACCAUUUGGAAGAGGUGUCAUGGGACAGAUAUGCUCUGGAAGAUUUAUCUAAUUCAACAGUCAGAAUCCAAUGGUAUUUAGAUGGAAAAGUUGCGAAAAUCAUGACAAAUGAUGGCAAGAAUAAGAUAAUAGCAUUCUUAGUUCCCAUGCAUGGUGGCAUAUGGACAUUGUGUGUUAGUUUGACAAGUGAAGAGAUAGAAUUGCUUGGAGAGAUAGGAUUUCCACCAGUCAUCCAAUGUGUGAAUUAUUUAUCAGGCGGAUUGGACGGAAUGAGAGGUUACGAGCCAAGGGCAGACUGGCAACAUAGAAUGCAAAACUUAUCUAUAUCUUGUGCUCUAGUAUGCCUAAUUGUGCUUGGAAGUGCAGCUUUGGUAGGAGCAUUUGGAGUUUUUCAACACCAAAUUAGUGCUGUUUUAGUAACAGGGGUUAUGUAUCUAUUAGCAGCAUCGUUCGCUCUCUUUUCUCUUACAAUAAUACAUUUUAAGAGACUUCAAAACAAGCCUAGACUGGACGAGUCCGAAAGCAUGGUGGAUGGGGUAGUUAGUCCCAUGGGUGGAAAAGGAGUGUCUGAACUAUUGGGGGCAAGAAUAUUCACCACCUCUUGGUCCUUAGACCUUGGUUGGGGAGGUGUGAUUUUAUGUGUGAUGACUUCAAUACUGUGGAUCUUACUUUCGAAAAUCAUGAGAUUCAAUCCAAUAACAAGCAUGAUAAAUUAAGAUUGGAACUUCAUACUGACUUAACGUAAAUUCUUUAGAAACAGCAACACCAUUCAAUCAAAUUGAAAUAAAAUUUGUAUAGUUAUUUUUCCAUUUGAAUUUCAGGCAGCAAUAACUUGAAAAGUUAGGUCUAGUCUGCUUUAAGUAUCGCUAUCUUUGUUUCAAAUUAGUCAACAUUUUUUACCUAAAUCUUUCAAAGAUGGUGAAGAAAAACCAUGAAAUGCAAAUUAUAUAAUAGAUGAAUUGAUCUGGCAAAAUAUUUUAUAGAUGCUUUGUGCCUAUAAAUUUGACUUUGACUCUUUGAGUAAGUACUUUUACCGUCCAUAUAAUUUUAGAAAUGUGAUCCUCGGCUCUUGGAGGUGUUCGUUUGAAAUUUAAAAAUACCAAUAAUAAAAGAUUAUAUAUUUACAAGCUAAAAAAGCUUAUUAUUCAAAAACGUAACAAUUGUGCUUAUUUUUGUAUUCAUAUUUUCAAAUAUUGAACUCGUUCAACUUCAAAGGAUAAUGUGGACUGAAUAUUGAAUGUAAGCUUGUUCCUCAAAAUCUUAUGAGAAAAAGAAUGCGGGAGCAAUAAUAGGUUAAGUUAGCAAUGUACCAUGCAACAAAGAAUACCUUACGAUGCUUGCCUUAUAAGAAAUAUUCGACUAUUGUAAAAAUUAUUUUGUACGAAAAUUGGGAGCUAUUUGCGAAUAUAUUAAUUUGUGCAUCUUAGGUUUCUAUCAAUAAUUUCUGAAUAAUAAAAAUAAAUCAACAAAUUUUGCACUUA